Messenger RNA from Bufo gargarizans (Asiatic toad), 4842 nucleotides. It is a transcript of the gene ATP11B, whose product is annotated as ATPase phospholipid transporting 11B (putative). Gene Ontology annotation, cellular component: trans-Golgi network; endoplasmic reticulum; recycling endosome. The record is from RefSeq and is a predicted model, not a curated record. The coding region runs from base 255 to 3731 and encodes 1158 amino acids. Gene Ontology annotation, molecular function: magnesium ion binding; ATP binding; ATP hydrolysis activity. NCBI's taxonomy places the organism in Eukaryota, Metazoa, Chordata, Amphibia, Anura, Bufonidae. Gene Ontology annotation, biological process: phospholipid translocation. The transcript has 29 exons.
CGUGUGACCGCAGUCAGCCGUAGCUCCGGGCUCCCCAGGACGCCCAGUGAAGUGACGUUCAGCCGUUGGGCGGGCUCCAGUCCUCCUCAGCUUCACCCCGAGUGCUCGUCCCCGGCGUCCUAUGCUGCUAUCGCGGACGCGCACCGCGGAGGGAGCUGACUGACUGACCGGUUCUUGCUGGGGAGUCACCGCCAAACUCGACGUCUUGUCCCUGCUGGCCAUGCUGGCGCGGUGAGAGGGGGCGCCGCUCGGCGAUGGAUUCCUGGAGGGACUGCUUUCUGGUGCGCUGGGUCUGGCAGCAGUUGGGAUGCGACCCACCAAAUCACAGUGAAACACGUACCAUUUACGUGGCAAAUAGGUUUCCUCAGCAUGGUCAUUACGUCCCUCAAAAGUUUGCAGACAACAGGAUAAUUUCAUCUAAGUACACAGUGUUGAACUUCAUUCCAAAAAACUUAUUUGAACAAUUCAGAAGAAUAGCCAAUUUCUAUUUUCUCAUCAUAUUUCUGGUUCAGCUUAUGAUCGAUACUCCAACAAGUCCAGUAACAAGCGGACUUCCACUUUUUUUUGUCAUAACAGUAACCGCCAUCAAACAGGGCUAUGAAGACUGGCUGCGGCACAAAGCAGACAAUGAAGUCAACGGAGCUCCCGUUUACGUAGUCAGAAGUGGCGGCUUUGUUAAAACUAGAUCUAAAAACAUCAGGGUUGGUGACAUUGUCCGUGUAGCCAAAGAUGAAACUUUUCCAGCUGAUUUAAUACUGUUGUCCUCAGACAGAGUUAAUGGUUCAUGUUAUGUGACUACUGCGAGUCUGGAUGGAGAGACAAAUCUCAAGACACAUUUUGCUCUUCCAGAAACUGCAGUAUUACAGUCCGUUGCCAACCUGGACACAUUAAAAGCAGUGAUAGAAUGCCAACAGCCCGAAGCAGAUCUUUACAGGUUUGUUGGAAGAAUAACCUUGCAGGAUCAUUCAGAGGAUAUUGUAAGACCUCUUGGACCAGAAAACCUUUUGCUUCGUGGGGCAAGAUUGAAGAACACAAAGGAAAUAUUUGGAGUUGCUGUAUAUACUGGGAUGGAGGCAAAAAUGGCAUUGAAUUACAAGAGUAAAUCACAAAAACGAUCUGCAGUGGAGAAGUCCAUGAACACCUUCUUGCUUGUGUACCUGAUUAUUCUCCUGUUUGAAGCUAUUCUCAGCACCAUCUUGAAAUAUGCAUGGCAAGCAGAAGAAAAAUGGGAUGAACCAUGGUACAACCAAAAAACAGAACAUGACAGAAAUAGCAGUAAGAUUUUAAAAUUCAUUUCAGAUUUCCUGGCAUUUCUUGUGCUUUAUAAUUUUAUUAUCCCAAUAUCGCUUUAUGUGACUGUGGAGAUGCAAAAAUUCCUUGGCUCAUUUUUUAUUGGUUGGGACCUUGAUCUCUAUCAUGAAGAAAGCAAUCAGAGAGCUCAAGUUAAUACAUCUGAUCUAAAUGAAGAGCUUGGACAGGUAGAAUAUGUGUUUACGGACAAAACAGGCACAUUGACAGAAAAUGAGAUGCAGUUUAGAGAAUGUUCUGUCAAUGGAAUUAAAUACCAAGAGAUUAAUGGGAAACUUGUUCCAGAAGGAGUGACCGUAGAUUAUGUUGAUGGAGCCUCUACAAGCCUGAGUUUAGAAGAAGAACUUUUCUUCAAAGCGGUCUCCCUCUGCCACACGGUGCAAAUAAGUCAUGAGCAGCCCAACAGUUGUGUUGAUGGGCUACGGUUCUCCAAUGGACUGUCCUCGCAGCUGGAGUAUUAUGCAUCAUCACCUGAUGAAAAAGCAUUGAUUGAAGCUUCCAGAAGAAUGGGUGUGGCAUUUUCUGGUACAAACGGAGAAAUUAUGGACAUCAAAAUCCUUGGAAAACUGGAAAGGUACAAGCUUCUUCAUGUGUUGGAGUUUGAUCCAAAUCGACGUAGAAUGAGUGUCAUUGUUGAGAGUUCUUCAGGGCAAAAGAUACUUUUCACUAAAGGAGCUGAGUCUGCUAUCCUUCCUAAUGCCAAAAGUGGAGAAAUCAAUAGAACAAGACUGCAUGUAGAUGAAUUUGCUUUAAAAGGGCUUCGUACAUUGUGUGUGGCUUACAGGAAGUUCACACCAGAAGAGUAUCAGGAAAUAGACCAGCAUCUCCUUGAUGCCCGUACUGCAUUACAUCAAAGGGAAGAGCGCCUGGCUGAUGUAUUUGAACUGAUAGAAAGAGACCUAGAGUUAUUGGGAGCAACUGGUGUUGAAGACAAGCUCCAGGAUAAGGUCCUGGAAACAAUUGAGGCACUACGUUUGGCAGGAAUAAAAGUGUGGGUGCUGACAGGCGAUAAACACGAGACGGCUGUCAGUGUCAGUUUAUCCUGUGGACAUUUCCACAGAACCAUGAAUGUUCUUGAACUUGUUCAACAAAAGUCAGACCAUGAAUGUGCUGAGCAACUACGACAGCUUGAUAGGCGACUGAGGGAGGAUCAUGUGAUCCAACAUGGCCUAGUUGUUGAUGGAGCCAGCCUUUCUCUUGCACUCAGGGGACAUGAAAAACUAUUCAUGGACGUAUGUAAAAACUGUUCUGCGGUACUGUGCUGUCGAAUGGCACCAUUACAGAAAGCAAAGGUAGUAAGGUUAUUCAAAACCUCUCCAGAGAAGCCAAUAACCCUUGCCAUUGGUGAUGGUGCAAAUGAUGUCAGCAUGAUACAAGAAGCCCAUGUUGGAAUUGGAAUCAUGGGUAAAGAAGGAAGACAAGCUGUAAGGAACAGUGACUAUGCAAUUGCGAGGUUUAAAUUCCUCUCAAAACUUCUUUUGGUGCAUGGCCACUACUACUACAUUAGAAUAGCAACUCUUGUACAGUACUUUUUUUAUAAGAAUGUGUGUUUUAUCACACCACAAUUUUUGUAUCAGUUCCUUUGUUUAUUUUCCCAGCAGACACUGUAUGACAGUGUGUAUCUGACUUUGUACAAUAUUUGUUUCACUUCCUUACCAAUUCUGAUGUACAGUCUGUUUGAACAACAUGUGCACCCACAUGUCUUACACACCAAACCUGGUCUCUAUAGAGACAUAAGCAAAAAUGCCCUUCUCGGUUUUAAACCGUUCCUUUACUGGACCUUUCUAGGCUUUGGGCAUGCCUUUAUCUUCUUUUUUGGGUCUUACUUUCUUAUGGUUAAAGAUACAUCUCUCCUUGGAAAUGGCCAGAUGUUUGGAAACUGGACAUUUGGAACUUUGGUCUUUACAGUCAUGCUUUUAACUGUUACUAUGAAGAUGGCCCUUGAAACACAGUUCUGGACCUGGAUAAAUCAUUUUGUCACCUGGGGUUCCAUUGCAUUUUAUUUUAUCUUUUCACUGUUUUAUGGUGGAAUUAUCUGGCCAUUUUUACACACCCAAGACAUGUAUUUUGUAUUUGUCCAGCUGCUUUCCAGUGGGUCUGCAUGGUUUGCCAUAAUCAUCAUGACCACAGCUUGCUUGUGUCUCGAUGUCCUGAAGAAAGUGAUUUAUCGACAACUAUACCCUACAAGUACAGAGAAGGCACAGCUUACUGAGACAGGAUCAGGUAUCAACUGCUUGGACUCAAUGUGCUGCUACACAAGCGGGGAGACAGCGUGCGCGUCUUUUAGAAGACUGCUGGACCGAGUGAUGGGGCGAUGCACCGCGCCGCGGGUCACCAGGUGUGGAACCUCUCUAAAUAGCCUUUGCUGCCAGCGCUUCUCCUAUAAACUGGAAAAUGAUGAACCUGCAGCUUUAGAUGACUAGGGGAUUUCUUUCUCUGGGUGUAAUGAGAAACAGGAUGCUCAUAGGUAUCUCUAUAGCGAGGCGGAGCAACAUGAGUUGAUGAACUGUUCUUACUCUUAUUUAAUUUCCGAUGUCUUCUGUACAUUUUAUCUUGAAGUACAGCAUCUAUGCUGUGUGUGUCUUUUAAUUGUCUGACUCCUUCUUUCUGUUUUCUUGUCUGCAUAAUUCUGUAAUGGACAACAUCUUCCUGUAUGAUUGUUUUUGAUUGCUGGGAUCCUUAACUGAACAUUUGGGGCUUUGGUUCUUACAUUGAUACACAAUAAGAUUUUUUUUUUUUUUUUUUUAACUCUGUCAAUAUGAAAGACUAUCUUUAAUCCCCCAAAAAAUCCCCCCCCCCCCCCCCAAAAAAUGGAAUGGCAUUCUGAAAAGUCUUUUGUGUAUCAAGCUUCUCUGUACAGUUCAUAGCUCAUUCAUGGCUUAAACCUACAAAUAUGAUGAGAGAGUGACAUGUAAUGCACAUUGCAUGUAUACCUGCCCCAGGGAUCAAUUCCAAGUUAUCAUGUACGUGUCAACAUAUGCUUAUAGUGAUGCUGUCCACAUAAUCGCUACAGUGAGGUUAUUCAGGUGUGGAUCAUGUCUAGUGGCCUUAUUGCCCACAGCAACCAGUAAGAGUCCACGUUUCAUUUUAUUCACUGUGGUUUUGAUAAAGGUUAACUGAUUGGUUAAUAGCAUAAAAGGCCAAUUUUUCAGUUCUCAGGCCCUUUAUACCUUCUACUUCAGUCCCCUAGAUCCAGACAGCAGUUUUAUGUUUUUGUUUUUUGUGCCAUCAGCAGGUUUACUUUACUUAAAUUUCCCAGGUUUAGGUCAUUCCAUUUAUGUCAGUGUGUGUUUUCAACGAGCAAUAUGCAAAAUAGUCUUUUGUUUUAUAUUUAGAACAUAUAAAUGACAAGUUAUAAAAUGCAUCUUUUCGUUUUACAUGACUGUAUGUGUAGCUCAGAGCAUUGACAAGAGUACAUAUUUAUAAAGAACAUGUUAUAAGGCAAAGUGUAAUUUUUUUAGUAUUCUUAUCCAAUAUCUCCAUUUUCAUAAAUAAACGCAUCUUUCCAAAGUCACAAAUGCUGUUUUGUUUGGC